AUGUAUCAACUAAAACGCACCAGGAGGCAGCUGGUGCUGCAGGUGGUUGUGCAGGUGUUUUUCUCAACCACCUGCUCGUGCGACCAGCUGUUGAGCAGAGUGGUGACCACCAAGUAUGGCCCCAUACAAGGAGUCAUCCGCCAACACUCAUCAGCCACCCUCCCCGCCGUGGAGGCGUUUUUGGGGGUACCCUACGCCAGCCCUCCUACAGGGGAAGGUCGGUUUACCCCAACUAGCUCCCCAUUGCCAUGGGAUGCGGUGAAGAAAUGCACAGAACUUCCCCCUGUGUGUCCCCAGCAACUCCCCCAUUUGGGGUACCCAGGAGGGUCGCUGCCACCUGAUCGAAUGCUCUAUCUCAGGUAUGAAACUUAA
Molecule: messenger RNA, 372 nt
Organism: Hyalella azteca
Lineage: Eukaryota; Metazoa; Arthropoda; Malacostraca; Amphipoda; Hyalellidae
Product: neuroligin-1-like
Exons: 1
Coding region: 1-372 (123 amino acids)
Biological process (GO): modulation of chemical synaptic transmission; chemical synaptic transmission; synaptic vesicle endocytosis
Cellular component (GO): synapse; cell surface
Molecular function (GO): signaling receptor activity; neurexin family protein binding
Source: RefSeq, a predicted model, not a curated record